Molecule: messenger RNA, 2860 nt
Organism: Williopsis jadinii
Lineage: Eukaryota; Fungi; Ascomycota; Saccharomycetes; Phaffomycetales; Wickerhamomycetaceae
Gene: VTC5
Product: Vtc5p
Exons: 1
Coding region: 464-2791 (775 amino acids)
Biological process (GO): microautophagy; vacuolar transport; polyphosphate metabolic process
Cellular component (GO): vacuolar transporter chaperone complex; fungal-type vacuole membrane
Source: RefSeq, a predicted model, not a curated record
GGAUCGCACAGCGCCCGUCUACAGAAUAACCAGCGGCGUGGUGCUGAUAACCGAAGCACGUCCACAGAGCCCACGUAAUUUUUCUGUCUAAUCUCCCUGCUUAAAGUCCGAGGAGGCCUCCCUCCUGCACUUGCAGCCUGAAGAGGACCGCCAGCGCAGAAACUUUAGGCGACCGCCUAAAGUGAAACAACACACCGACCUCGUGCUUUUUUCCCUCCGCCUGUUUUUAGCCUUGCUUUUGUAUAUAAAGGAAGCCAUAUCUCUCUGCAAUUCCAUCCUGGUGGACCAGGGAGAGAGAGAGAGAUCCCAACCGCUGCUCAUUACACACAGACAGCACCCAGCACCCAGCACUCACUCGAGCCACCGCUUUCAUCCACGCUCCUUCACAUCUUCCGCCUGGCCCCCGUUCGCUGUGCCUUGAUUUGUUGCCCACUAUCUCUCCGCCCCGGUCCCCUUGUUCUGCAUGAAGUUUGGUGCUCAGCUUCGAAACAAAUCUGUCCCGGAGUGGCGUAGCUAUAACAUCGACUACAACGAUCUCAAGCAGAGGAUCAGAAUCACAACCGAGCUGCCCAAGGAUGACAGACGCGUGCAGGACCUGUACGGUUCCUUCAUCGAGCAGAUCGACAUGGUGAACAUGUUUCUCCAUUCCAAGCUUGGGGAAGUGAAGAGACGGAUGCAGUUUGUGGCGUCCGCGAUAGACGAUAACAAAGAGGACGAGCAGAUAUCGCUGAGCGUUGAGUCGAACCUGAGGCGGCUCAGCUCGGACCUACAGAAGCUCUCUCGAUUCAUUGUGAUUCAGAAGACUGGACUGAGAAAGCUGCUGAAGAAGUACACCAAGUACUCCAACGAUGGCGGCGAACUGAACACGAGCAUCAACAAGUACGUUGUGCAGAACCAGGACUCGUUUGUUCACGUGGACCUGGUUGGGCUGUACCUGGAGCUUGCGCUGCUCUACGAUCUCGUGAGGGAGAAGCAGGCCGACCAUGCGGAACGGAUGCAGAGGAGCAGCUCGUCACGGUCCGCAUCUGGUCGGAAGCCUUACCAGAGACGGUCUAGCCUGAUCAACCCGGUGCAAGGGCUGAACAUCAACGAAGUGUUUGACUUUGAGUCCACGCACAAGGGCACAUCAAAGGAGGUCUUUUUGGUGCACUAUGAUAACCUUGUUGAGUUGAAACUGUUCUUGCUGUCCAACUUUUACCUUGUCGACCAGUCUGUUCAGCUGGAGAGGAAAGAGCUGCAGUUGAAGAAGCAAAAGUCGGCAAUAUCGUUCAGACAACAACUCCAGUCGAGGAACUCAUCUGAUAACAUCUACAGACAACAGUUUGACGAAGAAGCCUCGGACCAGCCAACGUACAGAUCGAAUUCGAUCUAUACAAACACCACUGAUGAUUUGGCAAACCAGGGGUUGACGACAAGCAUCAUCCUAGAUGACCCAAAACAUCUACAGUCAAUUCAGAUGAACACAGAUCCUGGUGUAUUGUCAACAAAUGACCGUUAUCAGAAGCGUGAAUUGCUGAUCAGUGCCAUUGGUGGACUGCGUAAGAAUUCGAACGUUCUUAUCAAUGACAAAGGCUCAUUUGUCGAUGAGCUUUUAGAGGCUAUAAACUCGGGCGUAUUGUUUGAUGACUUUGUACAGAAACACACCGAAUACUUCAACUCUUUGGAUUCAUUGGAGAGAAUCUCCAUCGAAUGGCUUUUCUCAAGACAUAUCAAACCAAUCAUUAAAGUUUCUUCUACGAGAACUCGUUUUAGUCCAAAUUUAUCACCAUCAUCUAAUUUGGACUCUUGGAUCACCCUUUCUUCAAAUUUGAAGUUAUCAAAGAAGGACUUGACAAAUCCGCAAUGGACUGAGACGAACGAGCAAGACUUCAAAACUCUACCGUACGCGAUCCUGGAGGUUCGUUUCAACACCCCAACCGAACAGGGGAAACUACCAGACGUGCUGCAAAAGCUUUUGACUUCUCACUUGAUCUACAAGGUCGAUGAUACAUUGACAAUCCUUACGUAUUAUCUCUUUGCAUCCAAAGUGCUAGACUUCACACCAACUUGGGCAAAGUUUUUUGGAGACGAACCAGUUGACAUCCGUAAGAAUCCACCGAAAAUCCGCAAGGUGAAGUCAUCAGUGAAUACGACCAGCGAUGUCAGUUUAAAGCAUAACUCAGUCUCAGGAGAGAGCAACCAGUUCAAGUACUGGAACGAAUUCGAUAAUGGAUCGGAAACUGAACAGGGUGAUGGAUUCUACAUUGACGUUGAGUCAGAUGGCGACACUCUAUUCCCAAGCUCUGGUAUAGAGUACCUGUUUAAAAUCACUGACAAGAUGAACUCUUUCUUACACGGAAAGCUACCAUUCAUGUUCAACGAUACUAAAAGUUCUUCGACCCAACGUCUUGUGAAUAAUGAGAAUGGUGCGGACCAUGUAUAUGGAUCCACUGAUCACAGUGAUGUCGAAUCCUUUAGCGAUAGUGCUUCGCAGGCCAAAGCUGCACAUGAUACCCUUCUUGUGUUCAUCGCUGUCUCGUGUUCCCUUCUCAGUCUGGUACUAAUGUCUGUGUCUCUUGGUAUCACAAGUUCACUUUUGAGCUAUGAAGACCCACAAGUUAGUCCAAUUGUCAUUGCCGUCCUUGUCAUUGCCAUGAUUACAAGUUUGUUCUUCUCAGUGGUGUCACUCUGUUUCCUCAUGAUGAGUGAAGCUGUGAACAGAAAGCUCUGGCAAACAUUUUUCGUUUGGGCAGUGUUCAUCGCAGUUACAUUCUUGGUGACUUAUGGAAUGGCCAAUGCCUUUGGCAUUUAAUUAUUACUGUUCUAUUUGAUUAUGAUGUUAUGUACUAAUGUUCCCUCAUUUAUACCUGGAAUCCAAAUC